AUGGUGGGUUCCAAAUGUGUGGACCCAAAGAAAGCUCCAAUUCAUCCAGAUGAUGAACACUUCAUUAUGGAGUUAAAAUAUGCUGUUGUUGAUGUUGAUGAUGAUGAGGAAGAUGAUGUUGUUGAGGCUAGUGGUGAGGCUUCACUUCAUAGUGUUCCUGUAUAUGACAACAAUGGUGAUGAGUUUGACAAAGAAAUUUAUGAUGAGGAAAAUGAUGCAGCUCUUGAGGAUGAUAAUAUGUUUAUGCACAAUGUUCAAAUUCCCAAGAUGGCUUUGGUAGUCUACCUAAUUCUGAUGAUGAAGGAUAAAGACCAAGAGGUUAGGGAAACUAAUGUGGGCAGCAUUAUGAUGAUGAAAAUUGAAGCUCCUUAUUUUCAAAGGCUUUAUGUUUGUUUGGAUGCCUGCGAAAAAGGACUUUCUAGCUAUAAUAGACCUAUCAUAGGUGUUGAUGGGUGUCAUUUGCAGGGCACAUUCCAAGGGCAAUUACUUAUGGCAGCAGGUAUUGAUGCAAAUGACAAUAUGUACCAAUUGCUUAUACUGUGGUUGAGUUGGAGACCAAAAAACACAUGGUGUUGGUUCCUUCAGUUGCUUAUUAAGGAUUUGGGUCCUGUUAGUGAACAUGAAUGGACUUUCAUUUUAGACCAACAAAAGGGAUUAGAUGUUGCGCUUGAUUUAGUUGUGCCUGAAGCAGCACAUAAAUGGUGUGUCAGACGUUUUUAUGGGAAUUUCAAGACAUUUCAUAGGGGAAGGGCUUUGAAAGAUUUGUUAGAACACCAAAUGUGGCUGAUUUUGAGUGUGAGAUGA
Molecule: messenger RNA, 804 nt
Organism: Prunus armeniaca (apricot)
Lineage: Eukaryota; Viridiplantae; Streptophyta; Magnoliopsida; Rosales; Rosaceae
Source: the annotation of a GenBank genome assembly